AUGCGUCCGGGAAAAAACUACUUACUGGAGCUGGGCAUACCCUUGCAAGAUCGAAAUAUCAUGGCGGGUAGGACAUGCAGCUUUUUUGAGGUUUGGUUGGCGACAUAUAGGAAGUUUAAGGGCACAGGCCCAUUUUGUGGCUUCUAUUUGGGGGGUGGCAACCCGGACAUCUUUGUGCUCACACCUGAGUUGGCAAAAUUGGUGCUGAUAAAAGACUUCAAUAAAUUUACCGAUCGCGGCUUUUACACAAAUGUGAAGCAUGAUCCGCUCUCGGGGCAACUUUUCAUGUUGGACGGACACAAGUGGCGGAGUAUGCGCACGAAGCUUUCGCCUACCUUUACCUCCGGUAAAAUGAAAUUGAUGUAUCCGAUAGUUGUCAAAGUCGCUGAGGAGCUCUCAAAUAUGUUUGAGAACUUGCGCCAAGAGGACGCAGUGGUAGAAAUAAGAGAUCUGGUGGCGCGUUUCACAACCGACGUCAUUGGAUCCUGUGCUUUCGGCAUUGAAUGCAACAGUUUGAAGAAUCCAAACUCAGAAUUUCGGGUGAUGGGCAAAAAGACGUUGACCGAUGUAGGUAUUUCACGCUUUGGUCGUAUAUUUGCGCACACCUUCCCGGAUUUAGCACGAUUUUUACGCAUAAAGCUCAUACCAGAUCACAUAACGGAAUUCUACAUGCGCAUCGUGCGCGAGAAUAUCGAAUACCGUGAGAGGAAUAAAAUUCGACGUAAUGACUUCUUCGAUAUGCUUUUAGAUUUGAAGAACAACAAGCUGAUGAAGUCGGAGGAUGGCCAUGAUAUGAGCAUAACAGUGGAAGAGCUCGCGGCACAGGCAUACGUCUUUUUGGUUGCUGGUUUUGAAACAUCCUCGACUACGCUUUCUUUUGCACUUUACGAACUGGCACAGCAUCAGGCUGUACAAGAGCGAGUACGAAAAGAGAUUUUGGAGGUAUUGGAUCGUCAUAGUGGCGAGUUCACUUACGAGUCUAUGGCCGAAAUGACUUAUCUAAAUCAAGUAAUCUUGGAAACUCUGCGCUUGUACACGGUGCUGCCGGUAUUGAAUCGAAAGUGCUUGGAGGAUUACGUGGUGCCGGGUCACCCCAAGUAUGUGAUUAAGAAGAAUAAGAGAAUAUUGAUACCGGUGGGCGCUAUGCAUCGUGACCCAGAUUUGUACCCGAACCCCGAUGUAUUCAAUCCCGAUCACUUUUCGCCAGAGAAAGUGGCUAAGCGUGACUCUAUCGAGUUCCUGGCUUUCGGCGAGGGUCCGCGAAAUUGUAUUGGCAUGCGCUUUGGAAAGAUGGAAGUUUUGAUCGGCUUGGUGAGCUUGUUGCGGAAUUUCCGCUUCAGUGUGUGCGAUAAGACGACUAUACCGAUGGAAUACAACGUGGCCAGCUAUCUCGUUAGCCCGAAAUCGGGUAUUUAUUUGCGUGUGGACAGACUGUAAAAUGCAAUGGAGAAUUUAGUUUUUAAAAAUUUGCUAAAAUAUUUCUAUUAUUGAACGGUU
Molecule: messenger RNA, 1497 nt
Organism: Ceratitis capitata (Mediterranean fruit fly)
Lineage: Eukaryota; Metazoa; Arthropoda; Insecta; Diptera; Tephritidae
Gene: CcCYP6A68
Product: cytochrome P450 6a68
Exons: 2
Coding region: 1-1437 (478 amino acids)
Molecular function (GO): oxidoreductase activity, acting on paired donors, with incorporation or reduction of molecular oxygen; heme binding; iron ion binding
Source: RefSeq, marked validated